This is a messenger RNA of Lotus japonicus, 917 nucleotides long. RefSeq names its product cell division topological specificity factor homolog, chloroplastic. The transcript is spliced from 2 exons. The record is from RefSeq and is a predicted model, not a curated record. The coding region runs from base 112 to 810 and encodes 232 amino acids. NCBI's taxonomy places the organism in Eukaryota, Viridiplantae, Streptophyta, Magnoliopsida, Fabales, Fabaceae. Gene Ontology annotation, biological process: regulation of division septum assembly; chloroplast fission; cell division.
UAAAACGACGACGUAACAGUAGAGGGGAAGUAGGAAUAUUGUUAGCUGAGAGGAGAGUGAGAACUGAGAGUAGAAACCAGAGCAGUGCAGAAUCAGCAGCUACCGUCAACAAUGGCGAUUUCCGGCGAUCUCAGGGCCUCCGUCUCGGCAACUCUUCCACUCCAUCACUCCCACCCGCUUCCAACCCGCUCAUUCCAUUCCACAAAGGUAGACUUUCAUUUCUUCUUGAGUGGAGCAUCUAGCAUCUCUGAAUUCGCCCCAAAAUGUCCUAGCCUGACAACUGCACGAAGCAAUAUGCGUGGCUAUUGCAAGCCAGUUUCAGCAAUCCUUGGAGGUCCUAAAUCUUCCUCAAAGUCAGUUAGCCAAGAGGUUGAGAAUUUUCUCCUUGAUGCUGUUAAUAUGAGUUUAUUUGAGCGUUUAAAUUUGGCUUGGAAGAUACUUUUCCCGUCAGCUGUAUCUAGAAAAAGAUCCAAUGCGAGGAUUGCCAAGCAACGCUUGAAGAUGAUUUUGUUCUCUGAUCGAUGCGAAGUAAGUGAUGAGGCAAAACGAAAAAUUGUUACCAACAUUGUGCAAUCUUUAUCAGAUUUUGUGGAAAUAGAAUCACAGGAUAAGGUUCAGCUGAGUGUCUCUGCAGAUACAGAUCUGGGAACUAUUUACUCUGUCACGGUGCCUGUACGGCGGGUUAAACCAGAAUAUCAAGAUUUGGAUGAAGCUGGGAAAAUAAUGAAUGUUGAGUAUAAGGACACCGGAGACAGCUCUGGUUGUGUUGAUGUUAGAUUUGAUUUCUUUGUCCCUGAUGAAAGUUCUUGACUUUGAUUUGAAAGUUUUUGAAUCUUGAUCUUUGUCAAAAGUUGGUAUUUGAAAUUCUGCCAAGUGAAGCCAUUUUGGAGUGCUGUAUAUAUUUGCAAUUUUUUCUU